Messenger RNA from Rotaria sp. Silwood1, 447 nucleotides. NCBI's taxonomy places the organism in Eukaryota, Metazoa, Rotifera, Eurotatoria, Philodinida, Philodinidae. The record is from the annotation of a GenBank genome assembly.
AUGGCGACAAAUUCUAAAACAGAUGAAAAUUUAUCAUUAACAACAAUAAUUGAUAAACAUCUACGUUCAAUAGUUUAUAAUCCAUCAUUAAAUUCAUUAAUUUAUCUUAAUGAUAAACAAGAAAUCAAUGUUCGUAGUGCUGAUAAAUUAUCAAUAUUAUAUCAUCGUACAUUACCAUUAAAUAAUAUAAAUGAAUAUUAUGAAAUAAUACCAUGUCAUGAUAAAUUUAUUUUGUUAAUAUCAACACAUAUUUAUGUGAGACAAUUAUAUCAAGGUAUUUAUUUUCUUGAUUCAAUAAUUGAAUCAAUAAAUGAUGAAAAUUGUCAUGUUUUUAUUGAACUAACAUAUGGUAAUGCACAAUUAUUAUUACAAUUAUUAUCAACAUUAGAUUUAGCAACAUCAAAUUAUAUUGAAGAAUUUCAUGAGCAUAUAUCAUCAUCAUUAUGA